AUGGACCUGCAGGUCGUUGUGAACGCGGUCACAUAUGUUAUUACGCCAGAGGAUGCGCCUGUGCCAUUAUGGAGGGAUAUACGCAUGAUACCUGUCUACGUUGCAGCCGUAUCGAUGGUCAUUGCGGUCCUUUCGUCAAUAUCUCGCGCCUUGCAUAGCACACUUUCGGAGGUCACCCACCCACACCAGCAAAACAUUACCCCCAAAAGCCUACGCGCGCAUAUCCUCUCGCUCGGUGGAAUCAGGAUAUAUGCCUUUAGAGUCGCUCGGACAAUAAGUAUAUUCGCCCUACUCUUUCUCUACGCGUACGAGUUCGUGCGCGACGUCAAGUCGCGCGAUCACCCGGGACAUAUGGCGAAGGACGAGAUACUCGGCCUUGUGCUCUUCUUGACCUAUCUUUACGCAUCCGGUCUGGCUCUUCUCAACAUCGUAGCGGAAGCACCAUUAGCUCGGACAGCUGCGCCCCACCUGGUGCUCAUCCUGCUCGCGAGCAGCGCAGUGUACGGCUUCCGUGACAUAUGGCCACUCAUGACCUACACACUCCGACCAGUCGAUGCGCAGGCAGGCGCACUUCUAUGGGUCAAGAUUGCUUUACUCGCUGUGGCGGGAAUCGUCAUCCCGCUCAUUGUUCCCCGGCAAUAUGUCCCUGUGGAUCCAGAGAACCCAUCUGCAGAACCCAAUCCGGAGCAGACAUGCUCGCUCUUGUCGUUGCUCACGUACAGCUUCUUGGACAAGCCCAUAUUCACCGUGUACCACAAUCCUCAGUUAGCCUCCGAAACACUACCCGAGAUUGCAGACUACGAUCGCACAGCACACCUCGUGGACCGCAGUUUCAAGCACCUGGACGUCUUCUCGGGUGCUCCACGCCAACAUAUGUUCUUCGCACUCAUGCGCAUCUUCAGGGUGGAAUAUAUAAUCCUUUCUUUAUUGAUGAUUGUGCGCGCUUGUACUUCACUCUUUGCGCCUGUGGGCAUCAAUCGGCUUCUUGCAUAUCUUGAGUCGGGCGGAGAAGGCGCAAUGGUGCGGCCAUGGGUUUGGUGUCUAUUCAUGUUUCUGGGUCCCUUUGUGGGCACCGUGACGAUGCAGUACUAUACUUUCACUACCACCGGGACGAUGGUGCGGGCCGAAGGCAUCAUCACACAGCUUGUCUUUGAGCAUGCCUUGCGCUUGCGCGUGAAGUCGGAGACGGCGAGCACACCCCCACCGUCUGCGACGCAGACCCCGGAGACUGCGUCCAUCGUAGAAACAGACUCCGGAACCGUCGUCGGAGAGGGUUCUGAAUCCGGGACCUCUCAUCAGGGAGAGGCGAGCUCUUCAACCGCCGUUUCCUCGACGUCCCAAUCGAGCAACAAAGAUUUGGGCAAGGUCAGCGACCAGAAGGACAAUGCUGGCAAGGAGAAAGAAAAAGAGAAAGAGAAGGGCGAUAACUUUGUCGGCAAGAUCAAUAACCUGGUCACCACGGACUUGCAAAGCAUCGUGAACGGCCGCGACUUCACCAUGGCGGUCGUGUUCACCCCAGUAACGAUCGGCAUAUCCCUAUACUUCUUGUACCUGGUGUUAGGCUGGAGCGCUUUCGUCGGAAUGGGUGUCAUGGUCGCAUGCUUACCCAUACCGGCAUACCUUGUGAAGAAGUUGCAGGAGGUACAGAAGACGCUCAUGAAGAAGACGGACGCGCGGGUUCAAGCAGCUACUGAGAUGAUGGGUGUCUUGAGGAUGAUUAAGAUGUUCGGCUGGGAGGGGAAGAUUGCAGAGCGCCUCAGCGUGAAGCGCAUUGACGAGCUUCGCUGGCUGCGCACUUCGGAGAUGAUUGACCUCGGUAAUGACGGUGUCACUCUCUUUAUGCCUGUCUUCCAGAUGUUAGCCACCUACGGGACGUUCACGUUGGUGAUGGGAGGCCGGCUCACACCCUCUAUCGUAUUCCCGUCGAUGUCCGUCUUCAUGCUGCUUCGAAAUCAUAUGAGCAUGUUCUUCUACUUCGCCUCGCCUAUCAUCAAAGCAAAGGUAUCUUUGGACCGUGCAACAGAGUUCCUUCGCGAGACGGAGUUACUGGACCGGUAUGCGCAGAUACGCGACAAACCGACCUCGGACGACCUUCUUCUCGGACAGCCCGCAGAUUCCGCAGUCGUUGGCAUGUGCGACGCGUCAUUCACUUGGGCUGCAGCCUCAUCUUCGUCCGAUGGCACACAGACCCCCUCGCGACGCACUUUCACUCUGCGUGUGCCGGGAGAGCUCAUUCUCGAGCGGGGCAAGAUCAACAUCAUUGUCGGACCGACAGGCAGCGGCAAGACAAGCUUAUUGAUGGCUUUGCUCGGCGAGAUGCACUUCAGUCCACUCGUAGGCGGAGCAUGGGUGAAUCUUCCGCGCACGCGUGGUAUCGCGUACGCCGCCCAAGAGAGUUGGGUUCAAAAUGAGACUAUCCGCGACAACAUCCUCUUUGGCGCUCCCUAUGAGGAAGUUCGCUACAAAAAAGUCAUACAUCAAUGUGGAUUGAAGCGCGAUCUGUCCCUCUUCGAGGCUGGCGACAAUACCGAGGUCGGCGAGAAGGGUCUAACUCUCAGUGGUGGCCAGAAGGCGAGAGUAACGCUUGCCCGCGCUAUCUACUCGUUUGCGGAUGUGCUCCUACUGGACGACGUGCUGGCGGCCUUAGAUGUACACACCGCUAAGUGGAUCGUCGACAAGUGCUUUAAGGGCGAUCUCGUCCGUGGUAGAACGGUGCUGCUAGUGACACACAACGUCGCCCUCGCUGGUACCAUCGCCGAUUACGUGGUUUCCCUUGGAAGUGAUGGCGCCAUCGCCGCCAGAGGAUCGUACAAGGAGGUCCUUGCUAAGGACAAGGAGCUGGCUGAUGAGGUCGCCCAAGAAACAGAGAUCCUCGCGAAGGUCGACGAGGAAAUCGAAGAGCCUGAGGAUUUGGACGACCCCGCGACUGCCAAGACCGACGGAAAGUUGAUCGUGAAGGAAGAAGUCGCGGAAGGUCAUGUCUCCCUGCACGCUCUGAACCUCUUCUGGGCGGCUCUGGGCGGCAAGCACCCUGUACUAUUUUGGCUCUCUUUCUUCGUUUUCAUCUUCGGAUAUCACAUCCUUGCGAGCUCCCAGUCAUUUUGGCUAGGUCGCUGGGCAGACGCAUAUUCACGCCCGGGAGAGGUCGAUGUCAUCUACUACAUGGCCAACUUCGUCCUACUUGUUGCAUGCACCACAGUUUCGUACCUCAUCUACAGCGCCACCUACGUAUUUGGGAUCCUUCGAGCAGCGAAGAAGAUUCACGCCCUCCUCAUCGACUCCAUCCUUGGCACAACACUGCGAUGGCUGGACCAAACACCAGUGUCAAGGGUGAUCACCCGCUGUACGAAGGACAUCAAAGCGAUUGAUGGACAGUUUGCGGGAGAAUUCCGCUGGCUCAUGAGCGUCACCGCGCAAUUGAUCACCCAGCUCGUCGCCAUCGCGCUCAUCACUCCCGCCGUAGUCUUCCCUGGCAUCGCGGUCUUCUGCGUCGGCGCUUGGUUUGGUAACAUCUACAUGAAGGCACAAUUACCGGUGAAGCGCGAGAUGAGCAACAAGAAGGCGCCUGUGCUCGGUCACUUUGGCGCUGCUAUGACUGGUCUUACAUCCAUUCGGGCAUACGGCGCGGAAGCCGCAUUCCGCAAAGAGUCGUACAAGCGCAUCGAGAACUAUACGCGUUCGGGUAGGAUGUACUACAACCUGAAUCGUUGGAUCAGCACCCGAAGCGACGCGCUCGCCGCCCUCUUCCCGUCUGGUCUCGGGGUCUACAUGGUUUAUGGGCCAGGUGCCGCAGCCAUCGGUGCAUCCAAUGUCGGGUUCUCGCUCGCCAUGGCUGCUGCAUUCAGUAACAUGAUACUGUGGUGGGUCAGAGUGUUCAACGACUUCGAAGUCGAGGGCAAUAGUCUCGAGCGCAUUCAGGCAUACCUCGAGAUCGAGCAGGAGCCGAAGCCCGUGAAGGAGAAGGUGCCGCCGGCAUCAUGGCCAACUAGCGGUGAACUGCGUGUUGAAGGACUCUCUGCGCGUUACUCCCCGGAAGGUCCCAAAGUCCUUCAUGACAUAUCGUUCACCGUACAGUCCGGAGAGCGUGUCGGCAUCGUCGGUCGCACCGGCAGUGGAAAGAGCUCUCUCACACUUUCGCUCUUGCGCUGCAUCUAUACCGACGGCGACGUCUACUACGAUGGCGUCAACACGGCAAACCUUAACCUCGACGUCUUGCGGACCAACGUCACCAUCAUUCCUCAAGUCCCCGAGCUGUUGAGCGGGACGCUGCGCGAGAACCUGGAUCCGUUCAGCGAGCAUGACGACGCAGUGCUCAACUCGGCGUUGCGCGCAUCAGGUCUAUUCUCUCUACAGAGUGAGACGGACGAAGGCCGCAUCACGCUCGACUCGCAGAUCUCGAGCGGUGGCGGCAAUCUCAGCGUCGGUCAACGUCAGAUCCUUGCGCUUGCCCGCGCACUUGUGCGUGGUAGCAAGCUGCUCAUCUUGGACGAAGCGACGUCCUCGAUCGACUACGAGACGGAUACCAUCAUACAGUCCUCACUUCGCAACGAGCUCGGCGGCGACGUGACGCUUCUCACCGUCGCCCACCGUCUGCAGACGAUCAUGGACGCUGACAAGAUUAUGGUUCUUGACGCUGGUCGAAUCGUCGAGUACGACAGCCCUAAGGUCCUCCUGAAGAAAGAGGGCGGGUUCCUGAAGUCGCUCGUGGACGAGAGUGGUGACAAAGAUGCGCUGUACGCGAUGGCGGGUGGGGUCGUCGAUGCAAAUUAG
This is a messenger RNA of Peniophora sp. CBMAI 1063, 4770 nucleotides long. Lineage: Eukaryota; Fungi; Basidiomycota; Agaricomycetes; Russulales; Peniophoraceae. The record is from the annotation of a GenBank genome assembly.